Molecule: messenger RNA, 1715 nt
Organism: Cryptomeria japonica (Japanese cedar)
Lineage: Eukaryota; Viridiplantae; Streptophyta; Pinopsida; Cupressales; Cupressaceae
Product: proteasome subunit alpha type-2-B
Exons: 11
Coding region: 551-1258 (235 amino acids)
Biological process (GO): ubiquitin-dependent protein catabolic process
Cellular component (GO): proteasome core complex, alpha-subunit complex; proteasome core complex
Source: RefSeq, a predicted model, not a curated record
UUAACCACUUGAACCUAUAAAUACCAUUUUAAACUCCAGGUUCAUCUCACUUCAAUGAUUUUAAGCUCUACAUUCAUCUUUGGCCUCCCACAUUACUUUAACCCAAAUUGCUGACAUCCUAGACUAUAAAAAACCCUUUCCUUUCCUAAUUGCGACUGUACAAUUGAAUAGUAAUUAGCAUUUCUUCUAAAACGUCCAGAAAACUCACUUAUAGCUCGCUGGCCAGGGUGUCUUUUUCGGCAAAUAACCCUAUAUCUGAAAUACUACGUUGUCUGAAUGCUGCAGCAUUAAAACUUUCUGCUGAAACACAAUUACUGAAAGCCCUGUCUUCAACCGUGACACAGACUUUGAAAACCCUAUAAUUAUUCUUGAAAUCUUAUUCUUGUGACACGGAAACUCUUAAGAUUAGUGGUCAACAUCUUUCUCUGCAAUAUAUGAGAGAAUAAAGUAACGCUUUUUCUCUCUACAUCCAUCGUUUCGCUUACCCAACUUCUAAUUUGUGUUUUCCUGAUCUCCUCGUGUCUUUUUUUUUCCUCCGCACUCGUCAACAAUGGGAGACAGUCAGUAUUCAUUUUCCCUCACCACUUUCAGCCCAUCCGGAAAGCUUGUACAGAUCGAGCAUGCUCUAAUGGCCGUUGGCUCUGGUCAAACAUCGCUGGGAAUUAAAGCUGCAAAUGGAGUUGUUAUUGCAACAGAGAAGAAAUUGCCUUCAAUACUUGUUGAUGAGUCCUCGGUUCAAAAGAUACAACUUCUCACAUCAAACAUUGGAGUAACAUACAGUGGAAUGGGCCCCGACUCUCGAGUACUAGUGCGGAAAAGCAGGAAACAAGCACAACAGUACCAUAAAUUAUACAAAGAGCCAAUCCCAGUGACACAGCUUGUGAGAGAGACGGCAACUGUAAUGCAAGAGUUUACACAGUCAGGUGGAGUAAGACCUUUUGGAGUUUCUCUUUUAGUUGCUGGUUAUGAUGACAAUGGUCCCCAGUUGUAUCAGGUGGAUCCUUCAGGUUCUUACUUUUCAUGGAAGGCUUCAGCAAUGGGAAAAAAUGUGACGAAUGCAAAAAAUUUUCUUGAAAAGAGAUAUACGGAAGACAUGGAACUUGAUGAUGCAGUGCACACUGCCAUAUUAACACUGAAAGAAGGUUUUGAAGGGCAAAUUUCAGGAAAAAACAUUGAGAUAGGAGUCGUUGGCACUGAUAGAAAAUUCAGAGUAUUGACUCCUGCUGAAAUUGAUGACUUUUUGGCUGAGGUUGAGUAAUUCAAUUUACCAGCAUACAAAUUUAAUAUGCAAGACAUUGUAUAUCCGAUGGAUAUGCCUGUUUUGUAUCAAUGAGGAUACAAGUUAAGCUGAUAAUUGUAUUGAAUUUUUUACAACAGGGGUGCAAAAAAUGAAAUUCUCGGGGGUUUAUUUUACAAAGUUAAUGAUUUCUCAGUGUGCACCAAAUUCUUGAUGUUGGCAGCAUGCUAAGUUUUUAUUUUAAGAAUUAGCUGUGAGAUCUUUGCUUCACGACCGCUGUUUACAGUGGAUAUUGAUCUGAUUCAUUUUAUUUGAAGUCCUGGACUAUUAAGCAGGACUUCAAAGGUGUUUGACAGGUCAUAGAGAUCGGAGUCCAUGCUUUUUUCUUCUAAGAUGUUAGUUUGCAUCAUUUAGCAUUUUAGAUGGGUCAUAAUAUAGACCCCUUAAUAAUGGGAAUAUUAAGAUUUGUUAUGGAUUA